Molecule: messenger RNA, 1732 nt
Organism: Hymenoscyphus albidus
Lineage: Eukaryota; Fungi; Ascomycota; Leotiomycetes; Helotiales; Helotiaceae
Source: the annotation of a GenBank genome assembly
AUGUUGUUGUGGCGGGGUCGAAAUCCUUUUUUUGCUCACAGCUCCGUACAUAGCAGACAUUCAGCCGAGGCGCGUCACUCUUCGCGACGGGACCCUCAACACCAACCUUCCCCAAACUCCACCACAACGCCAUAACACCAUGCUCCAUUGACAUCCCAUCCCUCAUUACUUCUUGUUUCGAGUAUUUUAAGCCGCGUGCCAGAAAAGCAAUAAAAUGGCACCACGGAAAGAUCCACCCAAGUCGGAGCCUCCUCCGCCCAGUCGAACGCUUAUCAUCGACAAUGGCGCGCACACUAUGAAGGCUGGCUUUGCUUCACCCGAAGACGCAUCAACUGAUUCUACUAAACUCCAAAAACCUUCCGUAAUUCCAAAUUGUCUUGCCCGCGAUCGCGAUCGAAAGGUGUACGUUGCGUCACAGCUCUCCAAAUGCACCGACUUCAACGAAAUAGUUUUUCGUCGCCCGGUGGAUAAGGGAUAUUUAGUAAAUUGGGAGGCCGAAAAAGAGAUAUGGGAUCACGAAUUCUUCAACAAGAAUGCGCCAUUACACUGCGAUCCUACAGAAACAGGAUUGAUUCUCACCGAGGCCCCGAAUGCCCUACCACAACUUCAGACCAACUGUGACCAGAUGGUGUUUGAGGAGUUUGGAUUUCCGAGCUAUUAUCGUUGUGCUGGUAUGUUGAUUUGCGCUACAUUUUUCCGUGAAAAGGCUUGCAGUAGUAGCAGCAGCUGACAUUUUUCUCCUAGCACCGACUUUAAACGCGUACAACGAUAUCCAAGCCUUGUUCCCUAUUCCCUCCCGUGCUCCUCUUCCACCUCCUCAGCUUCCAGCGGAAAUUCUUCUUCUAAUCGACUCGGGUUAUUCGCAUACCACCAUUACUCCUCUUUUACAAGGUCGUCCGCUCCAAACCGGAGUUCGGAGGUUAGAUGUGGGAGGAAAACUAUUGACCAACUACCUUGCUCGCAUUGUAUCCAGGCGCCAAUACGACAUGAGGAAUGAUACGUACCUUGUCAAUGAAAUAAAGGAAGCAUGCUGUUAUGUUUCGAGAGACUUUAAGGGCGAUAUGGAACGAACAUGGAAAGGUCCAAAAGGCGACCGAAGAGAGGCAUAUACCACGGGCGGGGGAAUAGCCAAGGACUAUGUUCUACCUGACUACCACAAUCGGUCCAAAGGUUAUGUUCGGGACCAUGAUCCUUCUGCUGCGGGAAAAUUAAAAGCCUUAGUAGCAGGCAAGUCCGCUGAAGCGAUCGAAGAUAUUCUCACUUUGAGAAACGAGAGAUUUACGGUACCAGAAAUAAUCUUCACACCUUCCGAUAUUGGAAUGCGACAGUCCGGCUUAGGUCAAUUGGUGUUGGACAGUUUAUCCGCUCUGCCGUUUGGACUUUGGCCUGGAUUCCUCGCAAAUAUCGUACUUGUUGGGGGUAACGCGAAUAUCGAGGGCUUCAUUCAGAGACUCGAGAUGGAAAUCAGAUCUUUGGCACCAUCAGAAUGCAUUGUCAGAGUUUCGAAGCCUCCUGAUCCCAUUAUUAGUACUUGGAAUGGUGGAGCGGUUUUAGCUCGGAACCCGGAUAUACUGAAAGGGUUAUCGGUAACGAAGCAAGAGUAUGAGGAAAAUGGCCCAGCUUGGGUUGCUAGGAAGUUUGAUGGGAGAUGAUGUUCAUGUUCAAAUUUAUGAUACCCUCGAAAACGUUGCAAUAUAUGUUUAGUUUUCCUUGAAACUGAUCCUUCUGGGUA